Meira miltonrushii is the source of this 2032-nucleotide messenger RNA. Its product is annotated as MFS general substrate transporter. The transcript is spliced from 2 exons. The coding region runs from base 14 to 1939 and encodes 641 amino acids. Lineage: Eukaryota; Fungi; Basidiomycota; Exobasidiomycetes; Exobasidiales; Brachybasidiaceae. The record is from RefSeq and is a predicted model, not a curated record. Gene Ontology annotation, molecular function: transmembrane transporter activity. Gene Ontology annotation, biological process: transmembrane transport. Gene Ontology annotation, cellular component: membrane.
UCAUCACAUAACCAUGGCAGAUCAAGGGAAAAAAGAAGUGGCAAAUACGCCAUUCAAAUCGCCCACUUAUCAUCCAGCAUCAACAUCCACUAACCCAACGACACGAAAAUCAUCACAUAGAAGACCAAACAGUCGUGGAUCGUUAUCCCUCUCGAGAACAGCAAGUCAUUUAGAGGUGUAUGAUGCAGAAACACGUUCUGUAGAUGGCGAAUUUGGAGGUCAUUCACGUUCAAGACAUGAAGAUUAUCCGCAUUUACAUCAUAGUGACUCAAGAAUAUCCACCAAACAACAAUCAAAAGAAGGAUUGGGAGAGUAUGAAAAGCGUGAUAGAUUACAAAGAGCAGAAGAUCAAGAAAUUUUGGCUGAUGUGCAAAGUGGACAUAGCGGUGAAUCAGUUCUAGAAACAUAUGAAGGCGAUAGAGUCGGUCAACAAUCACCCCACUCUGAUGGAGAACAAAGCACAAACGAUUCCAGUCAUUUAGAGAAAGGAAAAGUGGACGAAAAAGAUGACGGGGAAGAAGAACAUCACGAUGACGACUUGGUCACUUGGGAUUCGCCGGAGUCAAUGGAAAAUCCAAGAAAUUGGACGCUGCAUAGACGGUGGGCUGUUAUCGCAAUCGUAUCUUCCUAUACAUUCUUAAGUCCAUUGUCAUCUUCAAUGAUCGCACCUGCAUUGCCACUUAUAAGUCAACAAUUUAACAUUACUUCAACCGUUGAAGAAUCUUUAAUGUUAUCAGUCUUCGUUUUGGCUUAUGCAAUAGGACCAAUGCUUUUAGGUCCACUUUCGGAAAUGUUUGGAAGACGAUUAGUUUUACAAAUUUCAAAUCUUUUCUUUAUCGCUUUUACAGUCGCUUGUGCUGUUGCUCAAAAUCGUAUUCAAUUAUCCAUCUUUCGUUUCUUUGCCGGUUUGGGUGGAAGUGCGCCACUAUCCAUUGGAGGAGGAACAGUUUCAGAUUUGAUGGCUCCCGAUGAACGUGGAACGGCUAUGUCUGUUUACAGUUUGGGACCUUUGCUUGGACCUGCCAUCGGCCCCAUCAUUGGAGGCUGGGUUGUUGAAAGAACAGGAAAUUGGAGAUGGAUCUUUGGAAUCGCUUGCAUUGCCGCAGGAGUGACGGCGGCAAUUGGAGUGAUGAUCCUUCCCGAAACGUAUGCACCAAGAAUAUUAGCCAUCAAAGCACGUAAACUAAGAAAAGAAACAGGAAAUCCAAAAUUACACACAAUCUUUGAUAGAAAAGGAACAACGUUUAUCACAAGAUUAGAACAUAAUAUGAUCAGACCUUUUAUCAUGAUUACCACACAACCAAUCAUUAUCAUUUUAUCGUUGUAUAUGAUGAUCAUGUACGGUACCAUGUAUUUGGUCUUGACAACUUUCGAAAGCGUUUUUAGAACGGUUUAUCACGAAUCGACGGGUAUCGCAAGUUUGAAUUAUAUCAGUCUUGCUUUAGGUUUCACUUGCGGAGGUCAAAUUGGUGGUCGAAUGAUCGAUCGAUUUUACAAAAAAUUACGAGAGAAAAACGGAGGAAAAGGAAUUCCGGAAUUCAAAUUACCCGUAAUGAUGGCAACUUGUUGGUGUUUACCAGCCGGUUUGAUCAUUUACGGUUGGAGUGCACAAUAUGCCGUUCAUUGGAUCGUUCCAAACAUUGGUGCUGUUUUACUAGCAAUCGGAAUGCUAACAAACUUUCAAUGUAUUCAAAAUUAUGCUGUUGACAGCUUUGGUUUAAUUUCUGCAAGUGCCCUGGCCGCUCUUGUCUUCUUACGAAGUUUAGCAGGUUUCGCACUACCGUUGGCUGGACCGACGAUGUAUGCGAAACUUGGAUAUGGAUGGGGAAAUACAGUCCUAGCUUUCAUCUCAGCAGCUGUGGGCAUCCCAGCACCAUUCCUCCUUUUCAAACUCGGUCCCGCCCUACGAAAGGCGAGCAAAUAUGCCAAAGAAGGCUAAAAAAGGGCCAAACAAAAAGAUCAUGUCAAUAAUGAAGUACGACCUUUUUCAUGUACAUCUAUACAAUUUUUCAUUAAAUUCAACCAUGAGGUU